Thamnophis sirtalis is the source of this 622-nucleotide messenger RNA. Lineage: Eukaryota; Metazoa; Chordata; Lepidosauria; Squamata; Natricidae. The record is from RefSeq and is a predicted model, not a curated record.
AUGCAGACAGUCUUGUUGACUCAUCUUAAUCCCUUCCAACAAGAUCUAUUUUUUAAAAAAACAUGCUGAUUUUGAGGCCCCGCAGGUAAAUAACCUAAAUCUGGUAUUAAAUCCAAGAGCAGUGCAGUUCAGGUAGGAAUCUGGUGGGGAGGGGGCAUAAAAGAAGCUACUUUUUGUGUAUGAAUGUGUGGAUGUUUUGGAGCCUGGGGCAGAGGGGUGUGUGGUUGGUGGCUUCACAGGCUCAAGUUUUGAAGUGUCUGGAUUCACUUUUGUUUUGCCCUCGCAGGCCAUCGCGGGGUUGAACGGCAUGCAGUUGGGUGACAAGAAGCUUUUGGUGCAGAGAGCCAGCGUGGGAGCCAAGAAUGCUACCCUGAGUACAAUAAACCAGACCCCAGUGACCCUACAGGUACCGGGUCUAAUGAGUUCACAAGUACAGAUGGGUGGUCAUCCAACUGAGGUGCUGUGCCUCAUGAAUAUGGUAUUACCUGAGGAACUCCUGGAUGAUGAGGAAUAUGAAGAGAUUGUUGAGGAUGUCCGUGAUGAGUGUAGCAAGUAUGGUGUUGUCAAAUCCAUUGAAAUCCCCCGGCCUGUUGAUGGAGUCGAGGUUCCUGGCUGUGGAAAG